Wallemia mellicola CBS 633.66 is the source of this 1078-nucleotide messenger RNA. RefSeq lists its product as hypothetical. The transcript is spliced from 2 exons. Bases 763 to 969 code for a protein of 68 amino acids. Lineage: Eukaryota; Fungi; Basidiomycota; Wallemiomycetes; Wallemiales; Wallemiaceae. The record is from RefSeq and is a predicted model, not a curated record.
GCGAAUAUGUAUAUGAGAUAUAAGCACUAAAAAAGAAGAAUAAAUAUAAUACAGGCUAUCUAAUUCAUAUUAUCAGUACACUAAGAGUAGAAAUCUGUUAGGUAUAAUAUCGUACAAUAAAACUAUACCGUGACAGUUUUUUACAUUGGUUAAUAAUAUGCUGACUCUAGUGAGAAAUGAUAGAUGUGAAGAUAAAUACUCUAAUUGGCAGUUAAUCUGACUAUACCAUAUACUUUCUAUCACCUUUACUUCUCCGUAGUUCAGAAAGUUACUUUAAUUACACUGCUUUUGCUCUCGUGAGUCCUCUCCUAUCGGUCGCAGCUGCAGCGGGAAAUGGAAAUUUGAAGUUCAUUGCACAUAUAACAAGGAAGUUGGCUUUUCGUCAACGGAUUACAUUGGAGAUUUAGGAAAAUCCUAUUUUGGAAAGUAUGACAAAAGCAUGACGAUGAUAAGAGAGAGAACUACUACAGGAUAACUAGUGUGACGAUAAGGACAAUGGAAAGAAGGUAGUCUAAGACGGUAAGAGUAACAACAAGGAUCUCAGAUCUCUCAAGACAAAUACGAAAUUGUACGAGGAUUUAGUUCAAAAGUAUGACAUCAAAGAUAUAAACGAAUGUAUGUUUUGAUUUUAUACUAGCUAACAAAGUCAUAGGAUUACAAAAUGACCACAAAGAGAACAAACACAUUAGAGAAGAUAAGACAUACGACAACAAAGGUUCAAAGACUAUUGCUGGAGAUUUGAGUUACGAAAAGUCCACGUAGAUGAAGGUAAAUAAAGUGGAUAAGAAGAUUAAAGAGAUCACAAAUACAAUGACGAGAAAUGAGGGAUAUAUCACAAAGAUGACCUCUAUCAACGAAAGGCAGAAGACUAUUAUAAGAAGUCAGAUGCUUGAAAGAAGAACACAAAAGAGUAUUAUUCAAAACGCGCUAAGAGGGAUCAAUAACGUGACAGAAAAGGAAGACAAUUGAGAAACAUGUUGUGAAAGUAUACGAUAAAAGAAUCUAAGGAUAGUGAUAAUAUAGCGAGAAGUAAUUAAUUAGAAUUUGUAAUAUUUGAUCGAUGAGUUGGCCACUAGGA